Messenger RNA from Carassius carassius (crucian carp), 829 nucleotides. Its product is annotated as H-2 class II histocompatibility antigen gamma chain-like. The transcript has 7 exons. The record is from RefSeq and is a predicted model, not a curated record. NCBI's taxonomy places the organism in Eukaryota, Metazoa, Chordata, Actinopteri, Cypriniformes, Cyprinidae. The coding region runs from base 83 to 784 and encodes 233 amino acids. Gene Ontology annotation, biological process: intracellular protein transport; antigen processing and presentation; immune response. Gene Ontology annotation, molecular function: MHC class II protein binding; macrophage migration inhibitory factor binding. Gene Ontology annotation, cellular component: membrane.
ACUGCAGACGUCCUGAAAAGUGGGUUCUAGAGGUGCAUAAAACCUUUCAGUACUGGAGACAUAAACACACAUAAAGACAGUGAUGGAUGAGUAUCAGAACCAGGGGCUGAUUCAACGUGUGCCAAGCCAAGAAACCGUCGUGAACCGCGGUGGCACAGGGAGCUCCAAUGCAAAGGCACUGAAGGUGACCGGACUGACGGUCCUGGCCUGUCUUCUGCUGGCAGGACAGGGGCUGACCGCAUACCUCGUCUGGGGUCAGAAGGAACACAUCAGCGCUCUGACCACCGGCCAGGAGAAGCUGAAGACGGAGCUCACCAGAAAGAUGUCCGGUGCUCCUCCAAAGGCGAUGCAUCUUCCCAUGAAGAGCAUGCCACUGCUGAAGGAUUUCUCUGACGAGUCCUCUGACCAGACCUCCAAGAAGAGCAGCGUUCCUCUCACUAAACUGCAACCAAUUUUCACAAACCAGAAAGAGGGCACCGGACAACUGGAUGCUGCCAGAAAGAAGAUGCAGCUGCCAAUGGCGAGCCUGCCACUGCUGGUGGACGCGGAUGAGGAGGUGAAAAGCACUCCUGAAUCAGCUGUUGAGGUUCAGAGUAAGUGUCAGCUGGAGUCUCAGAAGCAGAUGAAACCCGGCUUCUUCAAGCCUCAGUGUGACGAGCAGGGCAACUAUCAGCCCAUGCAGUGCUGGCACAGCACCGGAUACUGCUGGUGUGUGGAUAAAAACGGCAACGAGAUCUCCGACACAAGAGUUCGUGGAAGAAGACCCGAUUGCAGUCAAGUGUGAAUCAGCACGUCCAGCAGUAAAGAGAAAAACUCUCCUCUUUCAGCU